This is a messenger RNA of Salvia hispanica, 1892 nucleotides long. RefSeq names its product T-complex protein 1 subunit epsilon-like. The record is from RefSeq and is a predicted model, not a curated record. Gene Ontology annotation, molecular function: ATP hydrolysis activity; ATP binding; ATP-dependent protein folding chaperone. Gene Ontology annotation, biological process: protein folding. Lineage: Eukaryota; Viridiplantae; Streptophyta; Magnoliopsida; Lamiales; Lamiaceae.
GGAGAAAUUUCUGAAAUCACUCUCCUUCCCUCCACUCUUCCUCUUUUCCCCAUUUUCCUAUUCGGAUCUGCUUGAAGAUCCGAUCCGUUCGCCCGAACCCGCACAAUGUCGCUGGCCUUCGACGAAUUCGGCCGCCCCUUCUUCAUCAUACGGGAGCAGGAGCAGAAAACCAGAUUGCGCGGCCUCGAUGCUCAGAAGGCCAACAUUUCCGCCGGCAAAGCGGUGGCGCGGAUCCUCCGCACCUCCCUAGGCCCCAAGGGCAUGGAUAAAAUGCUCCAGAGCCCCGACGGCGAGGUCACCAUAACAAAUGAUGGUGCGACGAUUUUGGAGCAGAUGGAUGUUGACAACCAGAUUGCGAAGCUCAUGGUUGAGUUGUCGCGGAGUCAGGACUAUGAGAUAGGGGAUGGGACGACUGGAGUUGUUGUAAUGGCAGGUUCGCUUCUAGAACAAGCUCAGAAGCUGUUGGAGCGUGGAAUUCACCCAAUUAGGGUUGCUGAGGGAUAUGAGCUGGCUUCGAAGAUUGCCUUUGAGCAUUUGGAGAGUAUAGCGCAUAAAUUUGAAUUUAGCAGCGCAGAUGCGGAGCCUUUGAUCCGGACUUGUAUGACUACUUUAUCCUCUAAGAUAGUGAAUAGGUGCAAGCGCAGUUUGGCUGAAAUUGCAGUCAAAGCCGUGCUCGCUGUUGCAGAUUUAGAGAGGAGGGAUGUCAAUCUUGACUUGAUUAAAGUAGAAGGGAAAGUUGGCGGGAAGCUAGAGGAUACAGAACUAAUAUAUGGAAUUGUUGUAGACAAAGAUAUGAGUCAUCCCCAAAUGCCAAAACAGAUUGAGGAUGCACAUAUUGCAAUUUUGACUUGCCCCUUUGAGCCACCAAAGCCAAAGACUAAACAUAAGGUCGAUAUUGAUACUGUGGAAAAGUUCCAAACUUUACGUCAACAAGAGCAGAAGUACUUCGAUGAUAUGGUUCAAAAAUGCAAGGAUGUUGGGGCCACUCUGGUGAUCUGCCAAUGGGGUUUUGAUGAUGAGGCAAACCAUCUGUUGAUGCACAGGAAUUUGCCUGCUGUCCGAUGGGUUGGUGGUGUGGAGUUAGAGCUGAUAGCCAUAGCCACAGGUGGGAGAAUUGUUCCCAGAUUUCAGGAGUUAACAACAGAAAAGUUGGGCAAGGCCGGUUUGGUUCGAGAAAAGGCUUUUGGCACCACUAAGGAUCGGAUGAUAUAUAUUGAACACUGUGCGAAUUCAAGGGCCGUGACCAUAUUUAUACGUGGUGGUAAUAAGAUGAUGAUAGAGGAAACAAAACGUAGUAUUCAUGAUGCCUUGUGCGUUGCUCGGAAUCUCAUCCGUAACAACUCCAUAGUAUAUGGUGGUGGCUCAGCUGAGAUUUCCUGCUCAAUUGCUGUGGAAGCAGCAGCUGAUAAGUACCCCGGAGUUGAGCAGUAUGCAAUCAGAGCCUUUGCAGAUGCCUUAGAUGCUAUCCCGAUGGCACUGGCUGAAAACAGCGGCCUCCAACCUAUAGAAACUCUAUCCGCUGUCAAAUCCCAGCAAAUCAAGGAAAACAACAGCUGCUGCGGUAUCGACUGCAACGACGUUGGCACAAACGACAUGCGUGAGCAGAACGUUUUUGAGACUCUGAUCGGGAAACAGCAGCAGAUUCUGCUUGCAACACAAGUUGUGAAGAUGAUUUUGAAGAUUGAUGAUGUUAUCUCACCUUCGGAGUAUUGAAUUUUUCUACAUGAUUUGCUUGAAAUCUUAAAUUUUGCUGUUAUCAAAUGCUGUCGAUUUUAGGACCUGAUUUCUUAGGUUUCUUGGGUUGUGGAAUUGGUCGAUUUUAGGACCUCGUUUUAACUUAUGUGGAACUUUGGUUUUCUCUCUUUGAGAUGGGCUUUAUAUAUUUCUCUACA